Molecule: messenger RNA, 1308 nt
Organism: Scedosporium apiospermum
Lineage: Eukaryota; Fungi; Ascomycota; Sordariomycetes; Microascales; Microascaceae
Product: FAD-dependent oxidoreductase
Exons: 3
Coding region: 1-1308 (435 amino acids)
Molecular function (GO): flavin adenine dinucleotide binding; saccharopine oxidase activity; sarcosine oxidase activity
Source: RefSeq, a predicted model, not a curated record
AUGGCCUCAGGGAAACCUUCAUACCUCAUCGUCGGCGCAGGCGUGUUCGGCGUAUCCACCGCCUAUCAUCUGAUCCGGAAGUACCCAGACGCCUCAAUCACCAUCGUCGACAGGGACGCCUACGAUGCCGACUCCCGCGUGGCCGCCUCAUGGGACUGGAACAAGGUGGUGCGUGCCGACUACGAGGACAAGAUCUACUGCCGAUUGGCGCUCGAGGCUCAGGAUAUCUUCGAGUCGGACCCUCUCUGGCAGCCCUAUUUCCACCGGACCGGCGUCUACUGGAUAUGCCGGAGUGACUACGCGCAAACCGUCAUUAACCACCACAAAGAACUUGGUCGGGGUGAUGAUAUCGUCGCCUUGCCUGUUGCCGAGGCCCGGAAGCUGUACGACGGGCUGUUCGACAAUGCUGAUUACACGGGCGCUAAGGAAGUGCUUGUGAAUAAGUCUAGUGGUUGGGGUGCUGCCGGAGACUCCCUCGUGGCAAUCACUAAGAAGUCUAUCGAACUAGGCGUUAAGUAUGUGACGGCAGGCGUUGCAGCGUUGGAAUUCGAUGGUCGCAGCCGCUGCACUGGAGUCAAGACAGAAAAGGGAGAUGUUUUGUCCGCCACGCAUGUUAUCGUUGCCACUGGAGCUUUCACUCCCACAUUGCUGGAGCGGAGCGCUGCGGCCAGCGGCAACGAGGGGCUGAGUGCUGGGUCAAGGAUUCUCGCGGCUGGAAUCACGACGGGAAUGGCACAACUCACCCCUGAGCAGCAUGAGAAGUUUAGGAACAUGCCCGUCGGCUUCCAGGGUUAUACACCCAACGAAGGAAAACCCUUCAUCGGUACUCUUCCGCCGACGAAAGACGGAGAGCUGAAGUGGUGGGGUUCCAAGAUUUUCACAAACACUCGGGAAGUGCUGCCAGGGCGUUCCCUCUCCUCUCCGCCUCCUACUUCCGAUUACAACCAAUGGAAGGUCCCCGGACCCCUCAAGCAAGAUAUCGUCGAGGCGAGGAAUCUCUGGUACGGGCCUACGAGUGCUGAUUGGGAAAUGACAAAGCACCGUAUUUGCUGGGACGCCUUCACCACGACCUCCGACUUUAUCAUUUCUCCCCAUUCGGCUGCCAAGGGGCUUUAUAUUGCUUCAUGCGGUUCUUUCCACGGCUAUAAGUUCUUCCCGGUGCUCGGCAAGUACGUCACGCAAAUGAUUGAGGGCGAGCUGGCCCCCGAGUUGGCAGAGAAGUGGGCUUGGGAUCGCCAGCGUCCGGAUUCGUCGCAGAAUGUAGAGUAUCCUAACUCGGAGAUGAACCAUCUGUUGAGGAAGGUGUAG